Malurus melanocephalus (red-backed fairy wren) is the source of this 6119-nucleotide messenger RNA. RefSeq names its product lethal(3)malignant brain tumor-like protein 3. Gene Ontology annotation, cellular component: nucleus. NCBI's taxonomy places the organism in Eukaryota, Metazoa, Chordata, Aves, Passeriformes, Maluridae. Gene Ontology annotation, biological process: regulation of DNA-templated transcription. Gene Ontology annotation, molecular function: zinc ion binding; protein binding. The record is from RefSeq and is a predicted model, not a curated record. The transcript is spliced from 20 exons. The coding region runs from base 168 to 2186 and encodes 672 amino acids.
UCUCUUCAUGCCGUUAAAUGUUUGCUGGUGGCUMCUGACACUUUCUCUUGAGGCAUUGGUACAAUUCCAUUGCAGGCUCUGAAAGUUCAUUUCAGUCCCUGACUGAUGAGGUUGCUGAAGUGCCCAGACAAGCCGUGCCCUGCUCUGAUUCCCAAACCUGUGAGCAAAUGGAUUGCUUUGAGAAUGGAAAGUUUUGUACUCAAACGGGCUCCCAGCAGCACAGGGAGAGCAGUGGCUGUCAGGUGACUGAGGCUGGCAGACCUGUCAGACGUCUCCGGAGGAAGAGAAGAUUGCCUCUGGAUUCUGAGGAUGAGGAGGAAAAUGCAUAUGAGGAUGAGGAGAAGAAUAAAUCAAAUAAUAUGAAAAGCCGCAGAAACACUAAACCAAUAAAACAAGUGCUUCCUGGGAAGAAGAAGGUAUGGAACUGGUCUUCCUACUUGGAAGAGGAACAGAUGCCAGCUGCUCCCCAAAAGCUGUUCAGAGAGUAUCAGUCAUUCCCACAAGGCCGAAAUGGAUUUAAAGUUGGAAUGAAAUUGGAAGGGGUGGAUCCUGAACACCCCUCUCGAUUCUGUGUGCUCACAGUGGCUGAGGUCCAGGGCUACAGGAUGCGACUGCACUUCGAUGGUUACCCAGAGUGCUACGACUUCUGGGCUAAUGCUGAUUCCUCAGACAUCCAUCCUGUUGGCUGGUGUGAAAAAACAAGCCAUAAGCUGCUCCCUCCUAAAGGUUUCAAGGAGGGAGAAUUUAAUUGGACUUCCUAUCUGAAGAACUGCAAAGCUCAAGCAGCUCCAAAAWGCCUUUUUAAGACCCUCAGCAGUCCUGUCACACCAUCUGGGUUUCGUCUGGGAAUGAAACUAGAGGCAGUGGACAAGAAGAAUCCGUCGCUGAUUUGUGUCGCCACCGUCAUGGACAUGGUGGAAAACCGGCUGCUGAUCCAUUUCGAUAACUGGGAUGAGAGCUAUGACUACUGGUGUGAAACGAGCAGCCCGUAUAUCCGUCCUGUUGGCUACUGCCAAGAAACUGGAACCCCACUGAUAACACCACCUGGAUACAGGGAUUCCAAAGCCUUCUCAUGGGAGAAAUACUUGGAAGAAACAAAUUCCCAAGCAGCCCCAGCAAGAGCCUUUAAACUGCGUCCUCUUCACGGAUUCCAAGUUAAUACAAAGUUAGAGGCUGUGGACAGACGAAAUCCCAUCUUGAUAAGAGUGGCAACAAUCGUUGACAAAGACAACCAUCGCAUUAAGAUACAUUUUGAUGGCUGGGACCAUCACUAUGAUUUCUGGGUGGAUGCAGACAGCCCUGACAUCCAUCCUGUGGGCUGGUGUGACAAAACUGGACACACUCUGCAAGUACCUCUAGGUGCUGAAAAUGCAGAGGGAGCAGUGGGACAGGCGUGUCCYACUCCGGGGUGCCAGGGGAUCGGGCACGUGCGGGGCCCCCGCUACGGAACACAUUACACCUUAGUUGGCUGUCCAUACUCUGAUGUGAACCUCAGCAGAGAAAACCUGUUACAGGACCGGCUGAGUGGGGAGAGACCUUCCCCUGGGAACAUGCAGAAAGCCAGGAGACUGGAGACUCCUGCCCCAUUGCUGGGAGCAGGGGAGCCUUCCCAGGGGGACUCUUCACAAUCCAGAAAAUCUGCACCAGACAGUGAAAAGUGGUGUCAAAGCAGCAUCCACAUUCCAUCAGAGCAGUCGGAAAACAGUCAGGAGAGAGACUGGGGAGGGAAGGAUUCCUCUGCAGACAUCAAAGCCACACCAAAAACGCUUGGGUGCUCACAUGCCUUUAUCAAGUUCCAGCUGGUGAAACAGAAAAGCAAUGGGAAAGGCCCUGAUUUGGAUCUCCAGCAGGCCCUCCACCAGUCUAUCUUCAUGCCUUCCCUGGCCUCUAACCCGACCCACCGCCUCCAUCUCUUCUGGGAGCAGCACUGCCGGCUCUUGCCAGAGGUCUCGGGCCUCACAGCCAAACAAGUUGCCAAAUGGACUGUGGAGGAGGUGGUGACCUUUAUCCAGCGUUUACCUGGCUGCAAAGAACAAGCGUCUGUGUUCAGGGAAGAGCAGAUUGAUGGUGAGGCCUUCCUGCUCCUCAAGCAGAACGACAUUGUUAAAAUACUCAGCAUCAAGCUGGGCCCUGCCCUGAAGAUCUACAAYGCCAUCCUUAUGUUCAAGUCUGCAGAAGACAACUGAGAAGAAGCCUUUGGCAGAUCCCAGGAGGAAUUGWCUGGGAAUGGAUCUAAAGCUGUGAGCAUUACAAUGUGCUGGACUGGUGGAUUGGGACUCGGAUGUAUUUUAAGUAGAACUUAGUAAAAAUGUUUUGAGGUUAUAAAAAUCCUGCCACAGUCUAGAAUAUGGGGCAGCUUCACUUCCAAGAAGAGGAUAUUAUUAUAUUUUGUAAUUGAAUUUGGUUUUGAUAUAUCAAUCUCUUUUUGAGAUCGAGAAGAAACCUCCAGUUCUAAGGGGAAUCCAGGGUARCAUUGGUGGAGCUGCAGAAGCAAGAAGAAAGUUUUGAAUAAAACUCCAGUGAUAGUGCCUGAAUGACUGAGUGAGUGAUCACCAGUGAGUUUAAAAUGCUCUGUGUAAUAAAAGAGUGAGGAAGGAGGAAAAAGAUGCACUUCAAAGCUACUCUGCUGUAUCCUUCACYGCUGUGACUCAGGAGCUGACUUUUUCAGGACUGAUUGUUAAAUCCCAGUUUUUCUUACUGAUCCUGGUUGUUGUCAUACCCUUGGCUGCUGGACUGCUUUAUACCCCAGCAGRAAGGGAGCGUGGGCAGAAAGUUUGCAUCAGGGAUGGCUUGCACUGGUUGGCCAGAAGCAAAAUGUCCUCAUUCCUGUCACUCUCUGUCAGGAAGCAGGGGCUGUGCAGGUAAGCUUUGGGUAGGCAAAGAUCCCAUAAAGGCAUCUGCCACUGGAGACAAACAGAUGUAUUUUAGCUUUCCCAUCAGGGCUUUUGUACAGCUGCUUCUGGGCCAGGAGCACCUUCUGGCAAAAUGGCACAAUCAGGAGCACUUGGGAAUUUGAUGUGUUUGUUCCACUGUCAGCCAAAUGCUGGGAAUAGGACAUGGAAACCCAGCAGUGUCCAGAGUGUGUGUGUAAACAGAUUUCUUGGAAACAAAUGGCUUUUCUUUUGAACAAUCCAAAGUGAUGAGUGUGAAGUGCUUUGGCCUUCUCCUCUUGAAGUGGAUGUCGGUGUGUUCUGCCAGAGAGCUGURGGACAGGGCAGCAGUGCCUCUGCCUCUGGGAGGGGGCAGGCAGAGCUCACAGGGAUGUGAGAUUGGAGAGGAAUCAGGAUUUWAACAACAUGGGGGAGCAAUUCCUUCCCAAAGGAGAGAGAGCUGCUCUGCUCAGGGAAGGAGCAGAGCCUGUGUCUUGUGUUCCUGUGUGGGGUGGGAGCACAGGUCGUUCUGCUCCAUGAGAGCCACUUUUAGGGACAUGACUAUGGAAGUGUUGGGUGGUGGUUCCCAUAUUCCUGAGCUGUCCUUUCCCCAUGGAAAGGUGCAGUGAGAUCUGCUGGGCUCUGCAUGGUGUUCCCACUUAUUUGUAGCAGCAGCAGCAGCAGCUCAUGGCUCUCUCUCCAGCCACUCUCCCUGACAGCUCUGUGCCUGCUGUAGAACCAGCUCAGCUCAGGCAGCCCUUCCAGCCCUGCAUCCAGAGCUGCCAGGCUGAAUCCAGUGUGUGGGAGCCCUCCAGAGCACUGGGGCACAUUGACCUGGURCCGUGGAAGGUUUCUGCCAUCAGCCUCUGCCAGGCUGCCUGGGUGUCUCAGGGCACUGARGGUGAUGUGAUCCAACCAUGGGCACCUCAGACUUGGCAUCUCUGCCACCAGUGUGGCUUCCCAGGAACUGUUGGGAACAGAGUGAACACACUGUCCGUGAGUGUUUGGUGACAAGGAACAAGGAACACACUUGUUCCCCCUUCCUGCAUCACCCACGUCCUUUGUCCAACCCUCCUGCUGUUCAGAGAAGGUUUCUUGCAACUUGUCUUUAGCAGAAAGUUCCUUAAAAUUGUAAAUAGAAUCCACACCACUGAAGCCAUUCAGUCCUGGAAUAACAUUUAGAGCAGUUUGUUUCCAUACUUUAUUUUUUGGUAAGAUUUAAGGAGUGGAAGCAUUCACAGAGAAGACACAGGUUUGGUGRGGUGUUUAAUAGCUGAACCAUUAAAUAUUAGCCAGGUGGCUGCAGGGGAGRAGCCUAUUGCAAUGUUAAGGACUAGGCAAGGGGUGAAUUUAAUWUAUUAAAAUACAUUUUUAGUAUGAUAACCAGAAUAUUCACCAAAGAGUCACAUUCCUUUGUCUUGUUCUGCAUGUGUCAGCAUUAAGAAUUGUAAGUGGCAUGUCCUGUCCUCCAACAGAACUCGCCUUCUGGGCAAAGCAAAAUUGUUUUUUGACAACUGGAGCAGAGGAUCCAGAGCUGGUCUGUUUUAUUCCUGGCUCUCCUCUGACUUGCUAAAUAACCCUGAGCCCUUCCUUACCCCAGUUUCCCCCUCUUCRACACCCAGCCAGAUGGAAAAAGUGCAAUUUUGCCUUUUUCUUGUUUCAAGCAAGUAGGCCCUGCCAGAUUUUCUGUUUUACCUUCUUCCUUUGGGAGGCUGAGUUGGGGGACAGCAGAUUUCCUCUAGCAAUAAACCAAAAUAUAGUAUUAAUUCCAUUUCUUUUACUGUAUAUAGAUGGAGGAUGAAGAGAAUUGGUUAAACAAGCAGUGAGAUUCUAGACAGUGAAAUUAUUCAAACAGAAGAGAAAUCUUUAAUCCUUGGGGCUUCCGAGCCAGCUGGAUCAAAGAGGAAAAUGUGUACUUGGAGGUUGUUCAGUGACAGCCAGCACAGUGCUUUCAGCAGGGGGGAAGGAGGAACCUUUUAGGGAUGGAAGAAGGAGGAAUGUGCUUCUUGUGCCUUUUUCUGUAAUCUGAUAAUUGUCUUUGCAGAGCAGGCAAAAAUGUGCACACAUCUAUUACCCACUCCUUUCCCACAUAUAGCUGUAUUCCAAUAAAAUCCAGCAACUUCACAGGGCAAAAAGACUUCCAGUGUCUUCAGUGGACACAUUUAGAACUCUCUAAUAAUUACAAUCUUAAAACAACCCACCCAAACCAGCUCAUCUAUUAGCCCCUAACUUAGAAAUUCUUGGUUGCUGAUACCAUUCCCCUUGUGUCAGGGAGUGUUGCUUUCCCCUGUACCUGGGUGAGUUGUUCCUGCUGCCUGUCCCAACUCUGCUCUGCCUGUUCCCAGCCCUGCUCCAGACCUGUGGCACAGCCAGGGCUCUGCAGAGGCCUUUGCUUAUCUGAUGCCUUGUCUGAUUUGAAAUGUGAGCUUUGAAGCAAAAAUCCAAAAGUUGUGGCUCUGUGGGGAGCAAAGCUGAAGCUGGUUAAUGCCUGCUGGAAUUGAGAGGAUUUUGGGUCUGCUGGAUGUCAGCAGGAGCCAAUUGUUGGGCCAGCUGAACCCAGGAGUCUCAGAAAUACAAAUACAUUCCAUAGAAGCAACCCGGAGCUGUGACAACUUCCCAUGGGCCAGCAGUGCAAUUGGGAAGUCCCAGUUCUCAAAAUCGUAUUCCUGUCUGGUUUUGUUCCCUUAUCSCUGUUUUUGAAAUCCAGAGCAAUCAAUUUUUUUCACCUUUUCUCUCUUUCUUCUCGGUGGGGAGUCAUGUUAAAGUUUUUCUGUGCCAUCAUCAGCAAUAGUUCUUGUAAUCCUGGAGCAGCAAAUUUCAGCUCUGGGUAAUGAAUCGCAUUAAAGUUGGACAGGAGCGUUCGGCGUCGCCAACAGCAAAACUCCASAGCCGAAGGAAAAACCCAGCACUCAGCCCAGGGAUAAGCCAGUUCAGCUGUACAAGAUUUCCUGCCUGCUACUUUCAUGCCCUGCUUAGGGAUUUAUACCACAGAGAGCUUUAAAGUUUUUGACAUCCCCCCCAUCAUGUGAUGAGCCAGCUUAUUUUGGAGAUUCCUGUUCCAUGAACUGGAAACACAUGCAGGGGAUGGGAGCAGGGGCUCAGCUCAGCCUCCCAAAUGUCUGCCUGUUUUAAACCAAAUACUUGAGCUUUUUGACACUAGCCAUGACCUUGCRCUCCACCGAUGCUUUCCUCUGGAAAUGUGAAUAAACUUAAUAUAAGUUCACACCUGGUUUGUUCUUUUUUGUGUGG